Messenger RNA from Talaromyces proteolyticus, 2202 nucleotides. RefSeq lists its product as uncharacterized. The transcript is spliced from 3 exons. The record is from RefSeq and is a predicted model, not a curated record. Bases 1 to 2202 code for a protein of 733 amino acids. Gene Ontology annotation, molecular function: ATP binding; ATP-dependent protein folding chaperone. NCBI's taxonomy places the organism in Eukaryota, Fungi, Ascomycota, Eurotiomycetes, Eurotiales, Trichocomaceae.
AUGACUUCGCGGCUCAAAUUCCCGUUCAAGCGCAACAAGGACAGCAGCAGUUCUCUCCCGUCACAACAGUCGAGCCCGGCCGCUAGCAGCAACACCACGUUCGUUCCCCCGCCCUUAAGUAACGCCUCCGCCAGUCCCCCGCCGCCCUCGACCUCGUCCACCACCAGCCUCCCCAUGAACGGCCAGAAUCCCCAGGGACGUCCUCCCAGUUAUUCGCACGCCGGCCGUCCGACGAGUCCCAUGCCGCCGCCGCUCGCUCAUCAGCCGCAGCAGCAGCUCGCCCACCACCCACCUCCCAUCAACACCGCCGUCCAGCAGCAACCCGGCCAGUAUAGCCAGCAACUCGGUGUCGGAGGGCCUCCUCCUCCCGGCUAUGGCUAUCAACAACCCCCUGCACAGCAACAGCCCUUGCACCAGCAUGGCAUCCCAUCCAGCCUAGGCCCUGCCCAAGGCCUCCGCAAUCCAGCUGCCGAGGUGGACGGGACCAACCGCAACAAGGCACAACUGAUUGUGGGUAUUGAUUUUGGUACCACCUUCUCGGGCGUCGCCUUUGCAUUUGCGACCAACAACGAGGCGCGAGAAGAUAUCAUCACGGAGUGGCCUGGCGCUGGAACCCACACAAAGCAGAAGAUCCCUACCGUGCUCUACUACGAUGCGAACCAGAAUGUCGUCGGAUGGGGCCCCGAUAUUGCUGACGCGCUGGCGCAUACUGGCUAUCCUAAACCUGGCGUGCAAAAGGUAGAAUGGUUCAAGCUGCAGCUAAUGUUGUCUGGAAAUACCUAUAUUGAUCCAAUUAACUUACCGCCCCUGCCACCUGGCAAGUCUGAGAUCGACGUCGCUGCAGAUUACCUAUUCAAAGUGCGCCAAGCCAUGCGUGCCCAGCUGCAGAAAACUCUCGGAGAAGUCUUCAAUCGGGAAGAGCGCAACAUUCGUUAUUAUUUAACCGUGCCAGCUAUUUGGAACGAUGCUGCAAAGGCUGCCACUCGCGCCGCUGCCAUUCAGGCUGGAUUCUUACGCGAUGAAAAUGAUAAUCGGCUGACCUUGAUUACUGAGCCCGAGGCAGCUGCCAUGUUCUGUGCGAAGACCGGUCUGCUCAACCUCAAGGUCGGCGACGCCAUCCUGAUUGUCGAUUGUGGUGGUGGUACGGUUGAUUUAAUUGCCUACGAAGUCGAAGAAGAAAAUCCAUUCACCGUCGCCGAGUGCACAGCCGGAUCUGGUGACUCGUGCGGUUCAACGGCGUUGAAUCGUAACUUUAGCAAUAUUUUACGUGCCAAAAUUCGCAAGAUGAAACUGCCCGACGCAUCGCGAACUGCCGGAAGAGUGUAUGCCAAGUGUAUUAUGGAUUUCGAGAACCGAAUCAAAGCAGAUUUCCGCAACAACGGUCAGAAAUGGGCUGUAGAUGUUGGUAUUGAGGCCGAUUAUCCGGAAGCAGGCAUUGAGGAUGGCUAUAUGAGUUUCACGAACGAAGAGAUUCUGCAAUGCUUUGAACCCGUUGUCAACCGUAUUUUGGAGCUGGUGCGCAACCAGAUUAUUGCCAUCCAGGCACAAAACAGGCAACUACAGAAUGUCCUUGUCGUCGGUGGUUUUGGUGCGUCCGAGUAUCUGUUCCAACAAAUCAAAUUGCACGUUCCGCCACAGUUCCAGUCUAAGGUGGUUCGCCCUAUGGACUCAGUCGCUGCGAUCGUAAAGGGAGCUGUUACAGCUGGUAUUACAGAACGAGUGGUUACACACCGUAUCGCCCGUCGACACUACCUCAUGGCGACCCUGCAGCCAUUCAAAGAGGGUUAUCACCCAGAACAGUACCGUGUUCCUAGCUUAGACGGCAAGGACCGAUGUAAAUAUACUCGUCAGAUCUUUGUGCAAAAGGGAGAACGAGUCAAGAUUGGCGAACCUGUCAAGGUCAGCUUUUUCCGACAAGUCGCACCGGGAGCUACGUUGAUGUACGAGGAUAUCCUCUACGCAUGUGACGAGGAUGUCUGUCCUGAAUACGUCAAAGAUCCCCGCAUCAAAGAGGUGGUAACUCUCACAUCGGAUCUGUCACGCAAGAAUCUCGAGAAAGACUUUGAGCGCAUGGACACACCAAAUGGUACCUUUUAUCGCGUCUACUUUGACAUCUACCUGACCCUCGACGGAUCCGAAUUCAAUGCGGAACUAGUGUGCCAAGGCGAGGUUAUGGGCCGCUGCACUGCACGCUUCAAGUAG